Molecule: messenger RNA, 2793 nt
Organism: Eutrema salsugineum
Lineage: Eukaryota; Viridiplantae; Streptophyta; Magnoliopsida; Brassicales; Brassicaceae
Exons: 5
Coding region: 1-2793 (930 amino acids)
Molecular function (GO): zinc ion binding; nucleic acid binding
Source: RefSeq, a predicted model, not a curated record
AUGGAGGAAUCGGCUCAUGAGAAAGAAGACCCCGCGAACCCAAGCGGAUCAACCAACAAACUUAUGAUGGACGCUAUGAUGACUCAAAUGAUGUCUCUUAUGCAGCGGGAGUUUGAAAGUAUGAGAUUUGACAUGGAGAAGAUGGUUUCGGACAAACCAAGAAAGAGCAGUGACCAUUCGGCUUUGGAACAAUACUACAGCAACUCCUCUAGAGCUCGUUCAUCAAGGAGAAGAGGAAGCGAUAGAGAAGAAAGAAAGCCAAGGUCUAGUGAUCCUAUGGGAAGCCUUAAGCUCACGAUUCCUGAAUUCAGAGGUACCGCUGAUCCUGAAGAAUACUUGGAGUGGGAGAAGAAGAUUGAACUUAUGUUUAACUGCCGAGACUACACCACCGAGCACAAGUUAAAGCUGGCCCCAACAGAGUUUAAAGAUUAUGCCCUAAGUUGGUGGGAUAACCUCGUUACAACCAGAAGAAGAAUAGGAGAAGAUCCUAUCGAAUCAUGGAACCAAUUGAAGGCGAUCAUGAGAAGAAGAUUUGUACCAAGUCAUUACCACAGAGAACUGCAUUUCAAGCUCAGGAGUUUAACCCAAGGAAGCCGAUCAGUCGAAGAAUAUUAUAAGGAGAUGGAAACUCUCAUGAUGAGAGCCGAUAUUCGUGAAGACAGGGAAGCAACGAUGGCUAGGUUCAUGGGGGGGCUCAAAAGAAGAAACUAUAAACCUAGCUACGGAUCCAACAAGCCAAAUUUUCAGAAGGAUGAGAAAACGAGUUUCCAAAAGGAUUUUAAGUCAUUCUCCAAGUCUAAGGGUGAAGAACAGAGCGUCAAAGGAAAAGAAGUGGUGACUACCUCCAAGAAUAGAGAUAUUCAGUGUUACAAGUGCAAGGGGUAUGGUCACUAUGCGAGUAGCUGUUCCAACAAGAAGAUAGUGAUCAUUAAAGAGAAUGGAGAAGUGGAAACUGAAGAGGAACAGUCUGAAGAUGAGGAACCAAUAGAGAUGCCUGCCCGAGGUGAACUAUUGGUAACUAGAAGGACUCUGAAUGUUCAAACCAAGACCGAGGGAAACGAGCAAAGGGAAAAUUUUUUUCACAGCCGAUGUAUGGUGCAACGAAAAGUAUGCAGCUUAGUAAUAGAUGGUGGAAGCUGUACUAACGUGGCUAGUGAGUCUAUGGUAGAAAAAUUAGGUUUGAAACUAAUGAAGAGGCCGAAACCUUACAAGCUACAAUGGCUGAAUGAGGCUGGAGAAAUGGAGGUCAAAAAUCAAGUUAUGGUGCCAAUAUCGAUAGGCAAAUACCAGGAUGAGAUUCUGUGUGAUGUCUUGCCUAUGGAUGCGGGGCAUAUCUUACUUGGAAGACCAUGGCAAUCAGAUAGAAGGGUUAUGCACGAUGGUUUCACAAACCGUUAUUCCUUUGACUAUCACGGCAAGAAAACUACUUUGGUUCCCUUAACUCCUCAAGAAGUUCAGCAGGACCAGAUCGCUAUGAAGAAGAACAAAGUGCAAACCACUUCUACAAACUCUCUAUCAACGAGCCUCAUGAUCACCAAACCAAAGGGAAGUCAACUCCCAAACUAUUUACUAGUUUUCAAAGAAUGCUUUAACCUAAAUAUGCCUACGCAGGAUAUUCCUAGCAAGAUAAGAUUACUUUUGCAGGAAUUCAAAGACGUAUUUCCAGAGGAGAAUCCGCAGGGCUUACCACCAAUAAGAGGCAUUGAGCAUCAGAUUGACUUUAUACCCGGAGCCUCACUUCCGAACAAACCAGCCUAUAGGACUAAUCCUUUGGAGACCAAAGAGCUUCAAAAGCAAGUCACCGAGCUCAUGGACAAAGGGCACAUUCGUGAGAGCAUGAGUCCAUGCGCAGUACCUGUUUUACUUGUCCCAAAGAAAGAUGGCAGCUGGAGAAUGUGUGUAGAUUGCCGAGCCAUCAAUAAUAUCACGGUGAAGUAUCGACACCCUAUACCUAGAUUGGAUGACAUGCUUGAUGAAUUACAUGGUUCUAGCAUAUUUUCUAAGGUAGAUCUUAAGAGUGGAUAUCACCAGAUUAGAAUGAAAGAGGGUGAUGAAUGGAAAACUGCUUUUAAGACUAAGCAGGGCUUAUACGAAUGGUUAGUCAUGCCCUUUGGGUUAACCAAUGCGCCUAGCACGUUUAUGAGCAAAAGCUUAGAUGAACAUGUGGAGCAUCUUAGAAAGGUUUUAGAAGUGCUUAGAAUGGAGACCUUGUAUGCAAAUUUAAAGAAAUGCACUUUUGGAACAGAUAACCUUGUCUUUUUAGGUUUUGUUGUGAGUGCAGAUGGAAUCAAGGUUGAUGAAGAAAAGAUAAAGGCGAUUAAAGAUUGGCCAAGUCCAAAGUCUGUUAGUGAAUUCUCACCAUUUGAAAUCGUUUACGGGUUCAAUCCUACUUCACCUUUGGAUCUAAUGCCUUUACCUUUGAGUGAAAGAGUUAGCUUAGAUGGAAAGAAAAAGGCAGAGCUAGUAAAAAAGAUCCAUGAGAAGGCGCGCAUCAACAUUGAGAAUAAGACUAAGUACUACGCCAAGCAUGCCAACAAGAACCGAAAGGAGAUGAUCUUUGAAGAAGGAGACAUGGUGUGGAUUUACUUAAGGAAAGACAGAUUUCCAUAUGAAAGAAAGUCUAAACUUAUGCCGCGAAUCGAUGGACCCUUCAAGAUCAUCAAGAAGAUCAAUAACAAUGCCUACCAGCUGGACCUUCAAGUGGGAGAGGAUGAUAUGAUCAAGACCAGCUUAGGAACUGAGGAGAUUGAAGGAGAACAAGGAGAGCCUGAACCAGAAUUGAAUGAAGACUAA